This is a messenger RNA of Morus notabilis, 831 nucleotides long. RefSeq lists its product as uncharacterized. The record is from RefSeq and is a predicted model, not a curated record. The transcript is spliced from 3 exons. Gene Ontology annotation, cellular component: plastid. Gene Ontology annotation, molecular function: 4-alpha-hydroxytetrahydrobiopterin dehydratase activity. Gene Ontology annotation, biological process: tetrahydrobiopterin biosynthetic process. Bases 24 to 674 code for a protein of 216 amino acids. Lineage: Eukaryota; Viridiplantae; Streptophyta; Magnoliopsida; Rosales; Moraceae.
ACACAGCCUAAAAGCCAAUAGCCAUGGCCACCACCCACCUAGCCUUCCCUCUUCGUCUUCCCAACCUAUCCGCCGCUCCGUACCAUCAUCAACCGCCACCCACCGAGUCGCUCCCCGUUUCGACUCGGGCCCGACUCGGGCUGAGGAAUCUCAGCACCGCCGUUCGGUCUCUGGGCACCGACAUGCUGGGCGAUUUUGGGGCCAGAGACCCUUUUCCGGCGGAGAUAGAAAGCAAGUUCGGAGAGAAGGUUCUGGGCAACGUCGACACGGAGCACAAGAUCCUCAUACCUAAUUUGGCCGCUCUCUCUCUUGCCCAGCAAAGCUGCCAGCCCAUCUCUCCUCUGCUCCCGCCCAUGUCCGAGGACGAUGCCACCAAGCUCCUCAAGAAGGUUGUUGGUUGGAGACUUAUAAAUGAAGAUGGGGUUCUCAAACUACAAUGCAUGUGGAAGUUGAGAGAUUAUCAAUGUGGUGUUGAACUUAUCAAUAGGAUAUAUAAGGUUCUAGAGUCUACCGGGCAUUUCCCAGACAUCCACUUGGAACAAACCAAUCAAAUUAGAGCUGUACUUUGGACAUCCUCCAUUGGAGGAUUGAGUAUGAAUGAUUUCAUUGUAGCAGCCAAACUUGAUGAGAUAAAAACAUCAGAUCUUGCCCCUAGAAAAAGAGUUUGGGCUUAGCUAAAACAUGGCAUUAAGUUGGGAAAGGAAAUUUGUUAAGUGAUUUUUUAAGUAAUCGCCAAGAUGAUCUGUUGUUCCUGAAAGUCGAGCUACUCUUUUAAAUUAUUUCACUAUUCUUUCUGAAUCUAAAAUCAGCCUUGUUCAUAUUGUCUAAAAA